AUGUCCAUCAUCGACCGUGUAGUUCUUGUGGCCGGUGCCUCCAAGGGCAUCGGUAAAGCGAUUGCCCUGCAGGCCGGCAAGGAAGGUGCAUAUGUGAUUGUCAACUACAACACUGAUGCGCAUGGUGCCGACAAGGUUGUUGCAGAGAUUGGGGCUAGUCGCGCGCUGGCCGUUCAAGCGGACAUCUCCAAAGCCGCAGAUAUUGACCGACUGGUCAACACAUCUGUUGCACGCUUUGGCAAGAUCGAUGUGGUAAUUCCAAACGCCGCUUACGUGCCCUUGGCCGACGUUGAGGCGGCCACUGAGGACCAGUUUGAUAUGGCAUUUGGCGUGAAUGUUAAAGGACCGUGGUUUCUUGUGCAGAAAUCCCUUCCGUACCUGAGCAGCGGAAGCACCGUUAUUUUCAUCUCCUCGGAUUUGACCGACUUCAGCACGCUGCCGCCACAGCUUUUCCUCUAUAUCUCGACCAAAGGAGCCCUGAACUUGAUGGUACGGUCAAUUGCCCAGACGCUGGCAAAACGUGGCAUCCGCAUUAACGCUGUGUCUCCGGGCCCUACCGAAACCGAUUCGUUCUUCAAAUCCAACACUGACGACAGCACCCGGAUGUUGGCGGAGCUCAGCCCAUUCAAGCGGCUUGGGAGGCCAGACGAGGUGGCAGCUGCAGUGAGCCUGUUGUGGCGUCCGGAGAGUUCCUGGAUAUCGGGACAGGUUGUCAAAGUCAAUGGGGCGGCGACCUGA
Aspergillus bombycis is the source of this 738-nucleotide messenger RNA. RefSeq names its product putative oxidoreductase, short-chain dehydrogenase/reductase family. NCBI's taxonomy places the organism in Eukaryota, Fungi, Ascomycota, Eurotiomycetes, Eurotiales, Aspergillaceae. Bases 1 to 738 code for a protein of 245 amino acids. The transcript has 2 exons. The record is from RefSeq and is a predicted model, not a curated record.